AUGCAGAACGGCAAAAGGGCAGUGCUGGACCUCGGCACAGGCUCUGUUAAGGCUGGUUGGGCAGGGGAGGGCAAAGCUCGUUAUGCUCUUCCCACAUGCUCCGGGGCGGUACGCCGGCGCCCACAACUGUAUUUGAGUGAGGAGUGCUACUGCUUGCAGGAGUACAUCUGCUCCAGACCUAGUCAAGGGGGUCUCUGGGCAAAUUUAGAGAUGCUCCGCGACAUAUUAGACCUCACCUUCAGCAAAAAGUACCUAAGUGCCGACCCAAAGGAGCUCAGUGGCGUCGCGCUUACAGAGCCCCUCUUGACUCCAGCGUCUCUGCGGCACCACGUCAGCGAAAUCUUAUUUGAAGAUUUGGGAGUUGAGCGGCUAGCGAUUGUAGCAGCACAGGCUGUAGUCCCAUACGCGUUCUGGGGCAUGGGCUGGGGAGCGCAAGACAUCUGCGCCCCUCCCAGGGCUAAACGCAUGGGGGUCACCUGCUACAGCGGGCCCGAACGGCGCGCCCCCCUAGGGACUGUCGGCCCCCGAGGAAGUGCGAGUCUACCCGGAUGUUGUGCAAAAGGGAAGGGCGGGGCUUCAGCUGGAUUGGCAUCUUCAACGGACCCGUGCUUCUCUCCCCAGCUGGCAGCGUCAUCACCAGCAGCAGACCCCAGUCUAGUGGGUCAGGUGAGCCCUGGAAGAAACCCUUUCGGCUUAACUGUGGAUGUGGGUUUCAGCGCCUCCCAUGCGGUUCCGUUUGUGAACUACUCUGCUCUGGAGGCCUCAGCCCUGCGGUCGGAGAUCGGCGGGGCCCACGCCAACGCCUACCUCAAGAACCUGCUGCUAACACGCGGCGUCAGCCUUGAAAAGAACGAGUUAUUUGCUCAAAAGCUUAAAGAAGAGACCUGCUUCGUCACAGGGGAUCUCAUGCGAGUCCUUCGUCUUCUCCGUAACCUUCCGGGGAGCCGACGAGCGGCCUACUUGGGGGGGCCUCUGUUGGUGGAGAGGGAGACCCCGGACUAUUCUCUUACGAAGUCGCAACUUGCUGCCUACUUCCAUACCCACUCUCCAGCCCCCAUUCCCGACCUCUCUUCCUUGGAAAAGUGUACAGAUGCCGAAAAGCGCAAAAGCAUUUGCAACAGCAGCAGCAAAGACAACGAGGAGAGAACUGCUGAGGCUCCCCUUGCAUCGGAGAGCCACGAAGAACACCAGAAGAUCCCAGAGGACCCUUGUUGGGCCCCGCCUGUGGCACCUACAAGGCCCACUGUGAAGCUAUCGACGGAGAGACUUGUAGUGCCGGAAAUAUUGUUCAGGCCUCAAGGCAAGUAA
Messenger RNA from Eimeria acervulina, 1308 nucleotides. RefSeq names its product actin-like family protein ARP6, putative. Gene Ontology annotation, molecular function: nucleosome binding. Gene Ontology annotation, cellular component: Swr1 complex. Lineage: Eukaryota; Apicomplexa; Conoidasida; Eucoccidiorida; Eimeriidae. The record is from RefSeq and is a predicted model, not a curated record. The transcript is spliced from 3 exons. The coding region runs from base 1 to 1308 and encodes 435 amino acids.